Molecule: messenger RNA, 2385 nt
Organism: Acipenser ruthenus (sterlet)
Lineage: Eukaryota; Metazoa; Chordata; Actinopteri; Acipenseriformes; Acipenseridae
Product: CD276 antigen-like
Exons: 5
Coding region: 1052-1939 (295 amino acids)
Source: RefSeq, a predicted model, not a curated record
UACUCAGCGUUUUUUGCGCUGUUAAAGAGAAGUUGGUCAGUACUUUCAGAGGCUGUUUUCUCAUCGAUGGCCGGUAACCGGCAUCAUUUCACUGGAUUGUAAACCAGCAUUAGAUGAUAUUUGUUGACUAAAAGACUUCCGUGUCAGUUUGCGCAGUGCCGCAGCCCUUCUGUCCGCGGCUCAACAGAAUUCUAUACCGAACCCGACCGUGUUUAAAAACCCAACGGGGUGUGUCAGCAGAGAGCAGGAGAGAUUUCAAUUGUGUUUUAAAUGUGUUUCUGAAAUCGGAGGGUAGUGGUGACAUGUAUCUGUGCUGUCUAAUUUAAACAUCGCAUACUCGCUAGUCAGCUUUAUAAAGUGGUAUUUAUUUUAAGAAGUAGAUGCCGCUGCGUCAUAGCCUGUAUAUUUCACAUGCUGAGUGAGACCUGCGUGUGUGAUUUCUCAGAUGGCUUUUGAAUACAGGGUUACUGCUUCUGCUUACCUCAGAGUUUUUUGUUCUGUUCUCUGACUAAAUAUCACAGUAUAUUUGCCAUUUUUUUCUGUAAUCUGUAGUGACAGAGAUGAACAAAUUAGGUUGUUGGGUGUUUUAAAUGCUGUUUCAGUUGUAUGUUGAUAUUUUUUCCUACAGAAACACUGUUUAGAUCAUUGUCACUAUUAAGGUGUAGUAAUAUUAAUGUAUAAUGAGAUAUAAUGCUAUGCGUGGCAAUAGCAAAUAUAACUUUACAAUAGGAGGCAGACAACAAUACCAAAAACAGGCAAUAAGGAAACCAAACCGUACCUUCGUAAAAGUUUAUUUAAAUAACUGCAAGAAUUAAUAUACCGUCAAAUGCCCAGAGAUCCAAACAAAGCGUGUUAUUAUCCAGUUCCUUUAUCUCGAGGCGUUUAAAACGAUUCCAAAUAGGAGAACAUGUAUCCAAUCACAGCAGCCGCUCAGUUUUAGCCACACCCCCUCGCCCCUGGUCCUCUCCUCUGAUGAGAUCCAGGCAGACUCGAGCGUGCAGCUGCGACCGCGGGUCCCUUCACCAGGUAAGAACAGCUCUUCUGUGCUGUUAUGAUGAGGACGCUCAGCUCCUGUCUGUUUGCUCUGCCUCUGCUUCUAACCAUUUCAUUGGCAGUGGUGGUGCCCCGGUCACCAGUGAUGUCACCUCCCGGCAGUGAUGUCACUCUCAGCUGCUCUUUCUCCUAUAAAGCGGGGGCUGAUCUCACCAAAGUGGUGGUUACCUGGCAACACCGUGACUAUCGGAUGGUCCACAGUUACUAUUACGGUCAGGACCAGCUGGCUCUGCAGAAUGAAGCCUACAGGAAUCGGACCCAGCUGUUCCCAGAGCAGCUCAGUGUGGGGAACGCCUCCCUCAGACUGAAGCAGGUGCGGGGGGAGGAUGAGGGCUGGUACACCUGCGCUGUCACCAACCAAGUGGAGAACACCAGGGGAGACGUGAGGCUCAUAGUGGCAGCCCCUUACAGCGAGCCGCAGUUAGCGAUUGGCCUGCCUCGCCCCGGUGAUCCUGUGACCCUGACUGUCAGGGUGGCGGGCGGUUAUCCCCGGCCCACACUGCUGUGGCUGAAUGCGGCAGGAAGUGACAUCACAAACCAGAGCCACACCAAGCAGUCUGUGGACAGCAGGGGGCUCUACCAGAUCCAGAGUGAGCUGGAGGUGGUGGUGAAUGAAGCAGAGACCUUCACCUUCGAGCUGGAUCACCCCGUGAUGGAGCAGAGAGUGAGCCGAGCUGUCACCCUGCACCCAAGCACAGUUCCUCCUCUUGUAUUGGGAAUGCACCAAAGACAGUUUCGGAUCCUCCUAGUCGUGGCUCCAGUGACGGUAUUCGCGCUGGCGGUGAUUUUACUCUUCAUGACGAGAUGUCGACGGCAGCGCUGUGCUUCUGAACCGUCGACUCCACUUACAGACCACAACAAACAAACAAACAAACAGCGUUCCUGAAAUUGUUUUACAUGUACCAGUAGAUGAAGGGAGGCAGGCAGAUGAAAAAGACAGAAAUCACUACAUUUGUAAAAAAAAAAUACUAUUUGUAAAUUUGUGUAAUUGACUUUUAUACAUUUUCUACUUCCAAUAAGAUGCGUGCAGCUGUAAGAAAUGGGUAAAGGUUGUAAUGUUGUUUUUAUCAUUAUUUUAUUUAUUUUUUCACCUCAUAUCACGCUGCGGCUGCUGAAUUGAUGCAUUUUAUUCUGUCACAGACUUUGCGCUCGGUUCAUCCACGAGAUUGAUUGUCCACGGAUGGAAGGUAAUUGUGUAAAUAUUGUGUGAUUGUGUGUGCUUUUGUUAAAAAAAAAAAUAAUUAAAAAAUAAAUUACUUUGGCAGGUGUGGAAUGCGGACAGUUAUUAAAUGGGUUAAUUUGUGCUGAUUUGGUAUUUGAAGGUGUGUGUUU